Messenger RNA from Periconia digitata, 475 nucleotides. The record is from the annotation of a GenBank genome assembly. NCBI's taxonomy places the organism in Eukaryota, Fungi, Ascomycota, Dothideomycetes, Pleosporales, Periconiaceae.
UCUAGUUUCGCGGGGUAGAGGCAUGAUGGGGCUGAUGCCUCAAAGAUUUGGAAAUCUCUUUGACAACUUGAGGGGGGAAAGCGAAAACUGUUUCCCUUGGAAAGAUUAUCGGAAUCGUGCAUCUCCCCAGGGACUCUACUGCCAUUCUUUAGAAUCUAGAAUUCUUUUCUUAAAGGAGAACACAAGCUCCUCUCUACUUUGGAAUCGAAUUCCCAAUCAUCAGACAGAUCAACAUGACCCACAAAUGAGAACUGGGGAAUUACGCAAUCAGGCAACAACCGAAUCAUCGUUUAACGGGUUACAAGCUGUAUACAUGCGCAGGUAUCACACUCAGACAUUCCAACGUUGGACAUUCCAAGCACUACCUCAGGAUAUGGCCCGACUCCACCUCCGCUCCAUCUGUCUAGCAAACCCCUGCGCCCAUACACAUAUGACGUUCCCACAAAAAAAGACACUAUGCCCCGAUAGCGAUUAA